Molecule: messenger RNA, 2676 nt
Organism: Glarea lozoyensis ATCC 20868
Lineage: Eukaryota; Fungi; Ascomycota; Leotiomycetes; Helotiales; Helotiaceae
Exons: 1
Coding region: 1-2676 (891 amino acids)
Biological process (GO): DNA repair; DNA replication
Cellular component (GO): Slx1-Slx4 complex; nucleus
Molecular function (GO): 5'-flap endonuclease activity
Source: RefSeq, a predicted model, not a curated record
AUGGCUUCUACCGAUAUUUUUAGGAUUCCUUCCUCUCCGCUUAAGCAAUCCUUCGCCAUGUCCUCGUCGCCGCUUCCAGCUCCAAGCGAACUCUACCAAAAGAAGGUUCCAAAGAUCAUCGCUAAACGCGACUCUAUUGCUGCGUCUGCCAAUUUGUUUAGCCCGAUUGAUAAUACGCCUGGUUUCGUCAAAGUCUCUCAAUUAGAUCUGCGAAAUUUAGAUCCCAGUCGAGUAGUGAGCACUGUCAAGGAGGAUAAGCUUGCAACCAAAGUACCGACUAAAGUGGUCGCAAAGCCUCGAGCGAAGAAUCACUCCACAUCGACGAGUAAAAUAAGCGACGAAAAGCUAUCGGCUGCUCCCAAGAAAACUGCGACCAAGAAAUCACAAGUCCCGAAAGAACCUCUAGAAGAGCAGAAAGUAAAGAAACCUCGGGCGAAAAAGGCAGACUUAAAUGGAGAAUCAAAACCACGGAAGAAGGCAAACGAUGCAGUGGUUGACCUCGAGAACGGAGACGGCUCAAUCGUCAAGGAAAAGAAACCCAGAAAGUCGAGGGCCAAAAAGACACCGGAAGAUCUGCAGACGAAGUUAUCAGGCUCAGUAACAAAAGCAUCAACUAAACCCGAAAAAUCUGGCAGCAAACAAACAGUCAUUCAGGAGUCUUUAAAUAUUGAGGCAGAAUGUGUUGAUUAUGGUUUAGUAAAGGCUGUCAAAAGAAAAGCCAAUUGGUCCCCUCCGCAUAAGUCUUCAAUCACUGGGUUGCAAAAUGCUGGCUCCAUUGCAGGUGAUCUUACGGCGAGGUCUCCUGGGUCAGAUUCUUCCACGUCGAAUAGCUUCAGCAACUUGCUUGGGAGUUUCGGGUUCACAAACAUUGAGACGACCAAUUCCAUGACAACAAAGCAGUCAAAAGAGACCGGUGUCGUCCGGAAGCGCAAACUUCUAGAGUUGGUAAGUAUGAAUGCUACUGCUACGAAUGCGCCCGCUGAAGCAGCAACCCCGAAAACUAAAGCGCCCAAGAAAAAGGCUAGGACCAUUACAGAUCUGGCCACAUCUGCAUUCAACGAAGAGAAAGUCGUUGAGGUCGAGUCGCAACCCGCUCCUCUGCUUCAAUACUUCUCAUACCAGACAACAGAGCGAAGCACAAAAGGCGGAAUCAAUGGUCCUGCGAAACUCCGCUCGAAGAGUCCAUUGAAAAGAGUCAAGAAAGGCAGUAGCGCUCAAGCACCGAUCUUGUUAUCCCCAGAGUCCGCUAUGAAACAAGCCCAACACCAAGACUUUAUAUUUGGCACUUCGAGCCAACUUGCUAGAGAAGAAUCUCCUACUUAUCUGCGAGAUUUGCAUGAAGCCAUGCAAGCAUCAAAUGUUAUGUUCGAAGACCCAUUCGAUGAUCCUUUCAAAGAUGUCGUUGAUGAGCCAUCAGCUGUCGCACCUCGUGGAAGGUUGCGAUUGUCUUCUAAGAAAGGUGGUCUUUGGUCUGCUGGUGCUCGCGAUGCAGCUGGUUCUCUGCUUGAUGUGGAGAUGGUUGAUAUAACAGAUUCUCCAACUGUUAUACGGCAGCAAACUCCACCGAGAGUACCCGCUACCACGGCUCCGAUUGAUGAUGUUUGGCAUGAUGUUGAAGCAGAUAACAGUGUCAAGGAAACAAUUCCAGAGCAUGUUCUAGGAACUUCAUCUAAGCCUGGCCCGGUCGAAGCUGCUAUUAGACUACAAUUGCAAGGUAGCCCGGCUAUCUUGUCGCCCACCAAAACAAAAUCUCCAAAGCGUUCGACACAAACAGGAGUUAAGGCUGCGCCCACAGUCAAUCCAGUUGCAAAGAAAGGCAAGGCGUCUGGGGAUCAAAUGCCGGAUUUUGGAGCUUAUACAAUGUUCCAGCUGCAGAAGCAGAUCGCAUCUUACCAUUUUAAGCCGAUCAAGAGUCGUGAUUCUAUGAUUGCUGUUCUUGAAAAAUGUUGGGAAGGUCAGCAUGCUAGGACUGCUUUAGGAAGUUUGACUACCAAUACGAAGCCUUCUGCAAAGUCUAAUAAAGAUAAGGAGGAAGUUCAUCCAGAGCCAAAAUCUCCAAAGGGAAAAGGUCGGCCAAAGAAGGAUACUACGUCGGAUAUCCCGACUUCACCGACUAAACUAAAGAAAACAGUGGGAGGACGAAAGAAAGCUGAUGCGGACCACAGUGAUGAUAGUGAUGUACCUUUAUCACAAGUUCGAAAAUUGAAUAAAUCACCCAAAAAGCCCACAGGGAGAACAAAAAAGAAAACUGCUGACGAUAUAUACGACUCGGAACCGCAGCUAACUCACUCACCACCACGGCGUCGACCCUCGCAGAUCAGAUCGCCUCCUCGGGCCUUGCAACUUUCGCCCUCAUUCUCCACGACUGAUGUCCUUCCCGCAUCCUCGCAAGAAUCACAAGAAUCACAAGAAUCCCUAUUCAAACACAUAACUCGAGCCAUAAAAUCUUUACCCCCAACCAAGGAUCCGAGUAAGCCAACAUGGUACGAGAAGAUUUUGCUUUAUGACCCUAUCGUUUUGGAGGAUCUGACGGUAUGGUUGAACACUGGAGCCUUGGGAAAUGUUGGGUGGGACGGCGAGGUCGAACCUAAAAUUGUGAAGAAAUGGUGUGAGGGGCGGGGCAUCUGCUGUUUGUGGAAGGAGAAUCUGAGAGGUGGGAGUAGGAGCCGCUACUGA